Molecule: messenger RNA, 2879 nt
Organism: Aethina tumida (small hive beetle)
Lineage: Eukaryota; Metazoa; Arthropoda; Insecta; Coleoptera; Nitidulidae
Exons: 4
Coding region: 25-2376 (783 amino acids)
Cellular component (GO): catalytic step 2 spliceosome
Molecular function (GO): RNA binding
Source: RefSeq, a predicted model, not a curated record
GAUGUCAACAAAAACGAUUAAAAAAUGGAGACACGGCAGGGAAAAAAGCGAAAACCUUCAAGCGAAGAAACAAUAUUCGUGGUGUCGGAUGAAGAGGCGCCGUUCGACGAGGAUAGCGGCCCCAACGCCAAAUUAUUACGCCUGAGUAUGACAGAGGGGGACGUUGAAUUGGAACAAAACGGCGAUGGAAAUGUUGAAAUUGUUGUUAAUAACGACUCACAGGAAACUGAGCAGUUGGAAGAGGCUAAAAUAACAGUCGAUAUUAAUAGGGACUCGCAAGAUAUUGGUCAAGUGGACGAAAUGAAAAUGACUGCUGAUUUUAAUAAAGACUCGCAGGAAACUGAGCAAAUGGAAGAAGGAAAAAUGACUGUAGAUAUGAAUGAAGACUUGCAGCAAGUUGAAAAGGAGAAAAUGACUAUUGAUGAUAAUAAAGAUUUACAGGAAGCUGAGCAAUUGGAUAAGGAAAAAAUGACAGGCGAUGUUAAAAAAGAUUUUUACAAAAGUGAACACCUGCAGGAAGUUGAAAAUAUUGUAGCUGCCAAUAAAGUUUUGCAAAAUAAUGAAAUAGUAGAAGAAGAUAAACUAAUUGUUAUUGAAGAACUACAAGAUAUUAAGCAACUGCAAAAUAAUGAAACAAAAGAAGAAGAUAAACUAAUUGUUAUUGAAGAACUACAAGAUAUUAAGCAACUGGAAGAGGGUGAAAUAAAUGUCAUUGCAAACUUACAGGAAACUGAACAACUGGAAGAAAAUAAAAUAACUGUUAAUGUUAAUAUAGACUUGCCAGAAACUGAGCAAUUAGAAGAGGGUGAAAUAAAUGUCAUUACAGAUGAUAAUGAAAAAAGUGUUUUGUUGGAACCAAGACAACACUAUAAUGUCCAUGAGUCUGUCAACCAACACACUGACAUCAGUAAAGUUGAUUUGGCACCUAAAAUUAUUGAAAUGGAAUCACCAAAUAAAAAAAUAGAUGAAGUAAACAAUGUUGUUAAUGACACUGUACAGGAUGACUUUUCUUUAAUUAUUUUGGAUGAGGCAGAAACGCCAAAAAAGGUUACAGAUAACUGUGACCAACAUUUAAAAAUUUCAUUCUCCACAAAAGUCAUGGCUGAUUAUUAUAAGGAUAAAAUUUUAAAUUUCCUGCAGCAGUUUGUAGGUCUUAAAGUCAUUUCUGAAGAAAAACUUACAAUCAUAUUAGAACAAAGUGGAAUUCCAGAACUGGAUACCAAUUCACAGGUUAAAAAUACAUCUGUGAUAGAUUUGUGUUCCCCAAAUGUAACUCCAAUUAGUAGAAAACAUAAAAAGCAUAGUAAGUCAAAAAAACGCGAUAAAGAAAUGUUUGUCUUAGACACAAUGCCAUCAGAAGAUUUUGUUAAAACUGACAUGGUUUACAAUAGUAAGUUCAUAAUUAAUGUUAAAUCACAUGAAGAUUCGCAUGUAAAGGAGAGUAAUGUUACUUGCUUCAACUGUAAUGGGAAACACUGUCUGAGUGAUUGUCCUAUAGAGAUUAACCCAGCUAGGGUCAAUGCCAAUAGAAGAUCAUUUCAAUCAUCUAAACAAGUUCGGUAUCAUUUGGAGGAUGAUCAAAAAUAUGGCCACCUAAAACCAGGAAUAAUAUCAGAUAACUUGCGUAAUGCUUUGGGUUUGGGUCACAAACAGUUGCCGCGUCACAUAUACAUGAUGCGAAAACUGGGUUACCCACCAGGUUGGUUGGAAGAAGCGAAACACAUCACCUCAAGCCUCCAGAUGUUUGACAUCGACGGCAAAAACGUGAAGGACAAGGCCGCGAAGCGGCAACCGGGUUUGAAUCGCGAUAAAAUCAUUGAGUACCCCGGAUUUAAUGUGCCUCUUGAAGAUGGAUUCAAAGAUGAAUAUAGAAAACACAACGUUCCACCAUAUUCCGAAAAUUAUGCAACUGAAGCAAUGAUUUCAUUCUAUGAAAAAACAAUGGUCAGUCAAGACGAUCUUGAGUCUACUGAUAUGGAAACGGUGGCGACGGACGACGAGGCGGAAAAGUGUCCCAGUAACUCGAAUCUGGCAGAUAAGUCGUUAAACACGCUCGAGCUGCAGAAGAAACAGUUGCUGCUGGAACUGAAAGAGGGUUCCGAUUCCUCGAUGUUGGAGGAGUUGGAGACGUCGAAAAAUGACGAGCGGACGCGCGGAAUUACAGAGGAAAGGCCCGUGAUCGGCACGACGUUUGGUACGCCGCUGAUUGAGAGUAAGUCGACGUACUCGCGGCUACCGGACCUAAACAAUUUCAUGAAAGGCGUCAGUCCGGUUAUCAAUUUCGAAAAUUUGCCGGACUCGACCGGAAAGUACGAACAGAUGACCAGUGUGAUACAAAAAGUAAGAGAAAUGAGGCAGAUGAAUUGUAAAUCAUGAUUGUGGCGUUUAUGAGUAUCAUAUUAGAAUGAUAAAUACGACAGUACAACGUUUUACAUAUAGAUUUUAUAUAUUUUGUACGGGUGAACAUACAAAAAUAUGUUUUAAAACUUGGAUCUAUAUAAAUUUAUUAUGUGUGGAGUAUUUAUAAUAGUUUUACUGCUGACCAUCUAUACUUUUACAGUAUAGGCAAUUGUUAAUUGAACAUAAGUAUGUUUCGUGAAAUUACAUUUCACGUUUAGCACCCAAUAAUUUUACACAUCUUUUUUAUUAUAGGUUUAUUAACUAUACCUAAAAAUUAAAUUGAAUUUUUUCCAUCUCUCUUUUUCUCAAUUGAUUUCUUGUAUAUUUGUUAAAUAAAUUCAACAAUAUGCACAUGUGUUAUAUAAGUUUGUGACAGGUGUAAAGCUAAAACCGAUUUUAUAUUAUUUAAACAUUGUAUUAAAGAAUAUUUGUUGUAAUUAUUCCUGAAAUUAUUUCAAUAAACUAUAUUUAUUACAGUA